This is a messenger RNA of Calidris pugnax (ruff), 931 nucleotides long. Its product is annotated as erythroblast NAD(P)(+)--arginine ADP-ribosyltransferase-like. NCBI's taxonomy places the organism in Eukaryota, Metazoa, Chordata, Aves, Charadriiformes, Scolopacidae. Gene Ontology annotation, molecular function: NAD+-protein-arginine ADP-ribosyltransferase activity; NAD+ poly-ADP-ribosyltransferase activity. The record is from RefSeq and is a predicted model, not a curated record.
AUGGCACAGCAUGGGGUGGCAGAGCGUGGCACGGCUCGGCUGGUGAAACCUGGGCAGCAGCACAUUAAAGGGAAGCCACCUGGGGUGGAGGAGGAGGAGGAGGAUGUGGGGGGGACAAAACAUUGGCGGAAACAAAAGGAUAUAAACCCUUCCCCGAGGGUGCCCGUCUCCCCCCGGGGCAGGGUGAGACCCAGACGGGGCAGCGGCUGCAGGGAAGCUCCUCGGGAAUUCACAGCAGGUUCCAGGGAUUUGGGCUCCUUCCUCCCGGCAGGUCCCCUGCUGGCGGCAGAAACAGUUAAGAAGCCAGGUCCCGGAUCCUCGCAGGUAAGGGAUGGGGCAGCCAACAACAGUGUCUACGCCGAGUCCUGGACCAAGGCUGCUGCCGAAUGGCGGAACCGGGGGGCUCGUGUCCCCCAGCCACCGGCACUGCGGACGGAGCAUGCGGUGGCCCUCCUGGUGUACACCCUGCAUGGAGGAUUUUACCAGACCUUCAACGGGGCCGUGUGUGAGGCCGGGCGCUCCCGCAGGGAAUACCUGGACAAAUUCCAGUUCAAGGUGCUGCAUUUCCUCAUGACCCAGGCCCUGAACAUCCUGCAGAACGCCCAGUCCCGCCGCUGCCACCAGGUCUACCGGGGUGUCCAGGGCAUCCGCUUCACCGCCCGGCGCCAAGAUCUCGUCCGCUUCGGCCAAUUCACCUCCACCUCCCUCCGGAACAAGAGUGCCCUGGACUUUGGGCAGGACACCUUCUUCUCGGUCUACACCUGCUACGGCGUCCCCAUCAGGGACUUCUCCUUCUACUCUGACGAGGAUGAGGUCCUCAUCCCACCCUUUGAGAGAUUCAAGGUCACCAACAUCACCAACAGGGACAGAGCCUGCAUCCAGCUCCACUCCCAGGACACAUUCAGCACCUACAACUGUGAAUGGCUGAAAG